This is a messenger RNA of Coregonus clupeaformis (lake whitefish), 1900 nucleotides long. RefSeq names its product E2F-associated phosphoprotein-like. The record is from RefSeq and is a predicted model, not a curated record. NCBI's taxonomy places the organism in Eukaryota, Metazoa, Chordata, Actinopteri, Salmoniformes, Salmonidae. Gene Ontology annotation, biological process: positive regulation of cell population proliferation. The transcript has 6 exons. Bases 110 to 1033 code for a protein of 307 amino acids. Gene Ontology annotation, cellular component: nucleus.
GGAAGUAAACUUCAAGAUCCUGGCGACGCAGCUUAAAAAAGUUAUCCCCUUUGUUUACCUUUACCGUUUUCGUAAGUUAGUUUGCUAGCUAUAAUUCAUAAAAUACAAAAUGAACAGACAAGUAGAGUAUGAUUCAUAUGAGAUAGAGGAGCCAAGUGAUGAAGAAAGAGCUGAAGACAGCUCUGAGGAUGAGCUGGAUGUGCUCUUGAACGGGACCCCGGAUCAGAAGAGGAAGCUCAUCCGAGAAUACCUGACUGGGGAGAGUGAGUCCUCCAGUGGGGAUGAGUUUGAGAAAGAGAUGGAGGCAGAGCUCAGCACCACCAUCAAGACUAUGGAGUGCAAAUGGGCGUCACCUACAGCACCAGCAGGAGAGGCUUUGGGUACCAAUGACAAUGCUGCAACACCUGGGUUACCACAGCCAGAGCUUUAUGACAAUGUUUAUUUUGACUCCGAUUCAGACGAGGAGGAAACUGCUCCAAGCAGUUCCUCGGGUCAGAGACGCAGGAAACAGCGAUCCAUCCCCACCAACGAUGAACUACUGUACGACCCUGAUAAGGAUGACCGGGAUCAGGCAUGGGUGGACGCCAAGAGGAGGAGGUACAACGAAAAGAGAAGAUUGCCAUCUUCACGAAACAGAAGAGGGCAGUCCCAGGGGCUUCCAAGCAGCGAUGCUGUCCUUAACUGCCCAGCAUGCAUGACCACCCUGUGCCUCGACUGUCAAAGGCAUGACAAAUACAGGACCCAAUACAGAGCCAUGUUUGUCAUGAAUUGUACAGUAAACAAAGAGGAGAUUUUACGGUAUAAAACACUCAGUGAGAAAAAUCUGAGCAGAAAGAGGAGGAAAGGGCGUCAACCAGAUCCAACCGCAUCAACAACAACCGCAAUUGAAGCCACAGAUUCAGGAGCGGUGUUGGGGAUGGGCGGAGAGGAGAUCUACCAUCCUGUUCAGUGUACAGAGUGCUCCACUGAGGUGGCAGUGCUCGAUAAGGACGAGGUCUACCACUUUUUUAACAUCCUCGCCAGCCACUGCUGAAGAUACACCGUUGAUGUGACCUUUGUGAUAUCCCUGAUAAGACUUUUGGUGACUGAAUGUACAUGCCAACAUCUUUAUGGUAUUAUACAGGGGUGUAUUAUCAUGUAAAGAUUUGCUGUACAGCCACUGGCCUCCAACCUUAUAUUAAGUUUACCCCUAUGGUAUUUAUCGUUUUUUUUUUGUUGGAACCAAAGAUUUGUAUAUCUUCAUACUGGACUGUCUUAGGUUAGGGUAUGUAUGUUCCAAGGAAUCCGGUUAGCAAUAACCGUUUGGAAAUCUGAUUCGAGUCAGGACAGGAAGUGGAAACUGCCCUUUGCGCGUCGCUUUUUCAUGUGAUUCGAGAAUGGUAGAGAAAGAAAGACAUUAAAACGUCACUGAGUUAAUCUGCACCGGUUGACAGUUGAUUGCGUUCGUUUUGGAACUAGGCUGCCUCCUGGAUGUGAGCCAGGUGCCCUGUUCAAAGCCCGCUGGAAAGUCGGCUCAAAACAAAAGGGACGUAAUUAGCACGUUGAGUAAUGAGUCGAUUCUGUGUUUUCACAUGCAAAAAUGAUUGCUUUUGAUAAAAAACGCUAUAUCUGCCUUUCCAAUGAAAACUAGUUAGACAUUUCAAAGAUAGGCAAUAUUUAAUGGAAAAUAGAUGUGAUAUGUUUCUGGACGAUGCACCAUGCUGCCUUGUUGAUAACAUGACCGAGGGCCGCAGAUUAGGCUACUGUUCGAUUUGAGAAGGGCGCUCCUCCCUCACCGUGUUUGCCCGUUCACGCCACUGGUCAUAGGUCGGUGCGCCGCGGUUCAACACAAUCGAUUCCGCCCAUUGUUUUACCAGGAAAUAAUCGUCGAUUACGAAAAAGAAGACAGAAUAAAUACAAC